Halichondria panicea is the source of this 790-nucleotide messenger RNA. RefSeq lists its product as uncharacterized. Gene Ontology annotation, cellular component: plasma membrane. The transcript has 4 exons. Bases 241 to 657 code for a protein of 138 amino acids. Lineage: Eukaryota; Metazoa; Porifera; Demospongiae; Suberitida; Halichondriidae. The record is from RefSeq and is a predicted model, not a curated record.
CUCAAGGCAGGUGGCCCUAAAGUACUGCCUAUAUAUAUGCAGGCAAAUAAAUACGAAUUCCUUACGUGAUUGUGAAGGGCUGUGUCCAUACACACAAUGUUGUCUUAAUAUCCCUUGGGAUCUGGGCAUUCUUGUGGCCUUCUUCUGUGAAAUUUGAGUACCUUAGCUGGUGCAUUUCUGAAAUAAUUUUCUCACCCGGCCUUGCCAGCGGUGUCUCAUCCAGUUAUUGGAGGUCUGAUAAUGGGCUCUCUGCAACUACUUAUUGGCUUUACAGUGGAGGACAGCCUUGGGGGGAGUAGCUCUUACUGCACCAUUCUCUCCAGAUUAGGUCUCUCUUCUCUCAUCCCUUACUUUGAGAACUACCGCACUGGUUUUGCCAACUGGUGGCAGGUGAUCUACUGGCUUGGUGCUGUGAGUGCAGCUGCCCUGACCUCCUACGCCACUGGGACGUGGGCACGAGGGGACCCCAUCACUCCGGGUAUGGGCCUCAUUGGUGGGUUCAUGAUGGUGUUUGGAGCACGACUAGCCUCUGGAUGUACAAGUGGUCACGGUCUGUCUGGAAUGGCACUACUGUCCUUCUCCUCUUUUGUCGCGGUGGCCGCCAUGUUUGCUGGAGGGAUUGGUCUGGAGAAUGCUGUCAGACUCUUGCAUAGCUAAAAUAAACUCAUAUCAUAUGCAUGCCAUGUCAUAGCCAGGGUAUUGUACGUGCUGUUUUAAUUUGAACUGUCCUGUGAUCCCCAUUUUAUUAUUUAUUUGUCUUCUGCUGAAUUUAACUGAUUGAUUUAAAACG